AUGGAGUCCGUGGCGUUAUUUAACUAUUUUCGUGAUUUGCCUAAAACAUAUAAGGAUUUAUAUAGACUUAAAUUGGGUACAAUGAAAAGCGUCCUUAUACUCAAUCCAGAGGAUGUAGAGACUGUGCUGACCAAUACAAAACAUAACAAAAAAGGCUAUCUCUACUUCUUUCUCCGCCCUUGGUUGAAUGAUGGUCUCCUACUAAGUAGCGGUGAAAAGUGGUAUGAACGAAGGAAAAUUCUCACCCCUGCAUUUCAUUUCAAUAUUCUUCGCCACUUCAGUACCAUUCUCAUUGAAAAUACAGAAAAAUUUAUUGAAAGCCUCGAAUCAGAAGUCGACAAGCAAAAAACAGAUAUUUAUCCUUUUAUAGCAAAUAUGACUUUGAAUUCAAUAUGUGAGACAGCAAUGGGAACCCAACUGGAUGAAGAGACGUCAGGCAUAGGCCAACGUUAUAAAGACGCAAUACAUACACUGGGAACAUAUAUACUUUACAGAGGACAACGAGUUUGGUUCCAUUCAGAUUUUCUUUUUAAUUUAAGCUCAGUUGGUCGCAAACAAAAGGAUUUGUUAAUUUUAUUAGCAACAUUUCGGGACCACGUAAUUAAACAACGUCGAGAUAACGGGAAUUACAAGAAUUUAUAUGCAGAAGUAAUGAACGAUCCUGAAGAAGAUUUCUAUAGCCAUAAGAAGAAGCGGUUGGCAAUGUUAGAUUUAUUAUUAGACAUUGAGGAGCAGGGAAAAAUAGAUACAGCGGGAAUUAACGAGGAAGUCGAUACAUUUAUGUUUGAGGGACAUGAUACAACUUCAACAGCUCUUCUGUUUACUUUAAUGUUACUGGCCAACCAUCAAGAAGAACAGGACAAAGCGUUUGAAGAAUGCUUAAGGAUUUUUGAUACAUCUAAACGGACUGCUACCAUGAGUGAUCUUGCAGAGAUGAAGUACCUAGAAAGUUGCAUCAAAGAAUCACUGAGGCUUUACCCACCUGUAUAUUUUAUAUCAAGGACCUGUGAUGAUGCACUUAAUUUAAAAAACUACAAGUGUCCACCUGGAAUGGAUUGUACUAUUUUAAUUUUCGAUUUACAUCGACGCAGUGAUCAGUUUGUGGAACCAAUGCGAUUUCGUCCGGAAAGAUUCAUGGAAGAGCCUACUUGGCACCCUUUUGCAUAUAUACCAUUUAGCGCAGGACCUAGGAAUUGUAUAGGUCAAAGAUUUGCAAUGAUCGAAAUGAAGUUAGUGUUAUCAGCGGUGCUGCGUAAAUAUCGGCUGUUGCCCGUUACUAAGCCUCAAGAUAUUAGUUUUGUCGUCGACAUAAUUCUGAGACCAAAGGAUCCCAUUUAUGUUAAAUUUGAAGAACGA
Brenthis ino (lesser marbled fritillary) is the source of this 1356-nucleotide messenger RNA. NCBI's taxonomy places the organism in Eukaryota, Metazoa, Arthropoda, Insecta, Lepidoptera, Nymphalidae. The record is from the annotation of a GenBank genome assembly.